GAGUUUGUGUUUCUGAUAAAAAAAACCCGGAAGAUCAGUGAAAGUUGAAACCCUAGCAAGAAUAAUGGAGGGAUUGAAGAGAGCAGUGGGGGACGCCAUGGGAAAGAGUGAAUAUGGAAGCAGCAGCAGCAGCAGCAAAGUUGUAACAGCAGCAGCCAACAUCUCUUCUUCACCAUCUUCAUCUUCCUCCUACGACCGCUCUGCCCAGUUGCUCAACCGAUCUCACAGGCAAGUUGUUUCAGUGUGGACCUGCUCCAAGUUAUGUGCAUUUUGCUUUGUCGCUGGGAUACUUGUUGGAUUUACGCUUAAGCGUCGUGUCCGUCGCUGGGCUUCCAGGCUUCUCAGGAGAUUGAAGGAUGAUUAAGGUUUUCUCUACCAUGUAAUCAAGUACAUUCUGUUUCCAUUGUCAACCAACUGGAUAAAAUAUGUUACAUUUAGGUUUAUAUUUUGAAUUUAUCUUCUUGAAUUCGACCACUUCUUACUUCUGGACGUUCAUCUUUUUUCUUAACUGCACUGUUAGUUACUGUA
Messenger RNA from Daucus carota subsp. sativus, 528 nucleotides. RefSeq lists its product as uncharacterized. Bases 65 to 364 code for a protein of 99 amino acids. Lineage: Eukaryota; Viridiplantae; Streptophyta; Magnoliopsida; Apiales; Apiaceae. The transcript is spliced from 2 exons. The record is from RefSeq and is a predicted model, not a curated record.